AUGUGCCAUGCACGUUCCAACACGCGGGCAUCCGAGGGCAUCCGACCGAGGCUAUCCGAGCGUGAGGGCAUCCGAGGGCAAGAGGAAUCACGCGAGGAGCAGGAGGGAGUGCAUAGCGACUACAAGUCGCCCGAGCAUGACGACCUACGGCCAAUAUACAGUGAUUCUCAAUUGAACCGACCGGUCCGGCCCGAUUUUCAAAACACUGAUCAGCAGCUGGCUUCUCUAGCUCUCAAGAGGCUCGUCUCAUCGAACAUACUGCCAAGCUCCUUGCGCCUGGUCCGCCCAAUUGUCACCGCUCCGUCCACCUCCACAGUCUCUAGCACCAACGCCAUGCUUGAUGACGUGUUUGAUCUUCUCUCUCCGACAAGGAGGCCGAGCCAAGUCGUGAACACGAGAGACCAGUUGAUGAAGAACCCAUUUUUCUCCGCUUCCCGUGGCAUGUCAACGCUUACGAAAGGCCGAGUCAAAGAAUCAAAUGAUAGGGAAACCGACGAGCAAAAAAAUAUCCUUCGCCCGUUAUCUCCUCAUCUUCCUAUUUACAAGCCACAGCUUAAUUCAACGCUUUCAAUCACCAAAAGAAUCUCCGGGGCUUUCCUAACCACUCUGCUUUUGUUUCUUAUCUUCUUUCUCUGAAAUUGGGUUCGGUUUGCUUAACCAUUCUAGUUUCUACCGAUUCUUCUUUUAUUCAGCAAAGCUUUUCCUAGUUUCCGCCUCGGUUUCUGCCUUAGCCCUGUCCUAUCAUACGUAUUAUGGGAUUCGUCAUUUAUUGAUGGAUUUGCUCAAAGUGGGUGUUCCUAAGGUCAAGUGAGGUGGAGAGGAAUGAUGUGAUUCAGUUUCAAAUCGACUGAUUUGCUGGCCGAGUGGACUUUUUGUGGUACCAACUUUGUUUGGGAAAAUAAGGGCUUGAAAAUAAUAGCAUGAAAAGCGUUAAUGCUCUUUUUCUCUUGUUGAAAUACGAAUGUGUGUUGGUGUUGAACCUUCAAAACCCGGUUAAUGCUAAAAGGCAAAAGCUUCUUUGAACUUGUUAAUUUAGUGAUCCCAGUGAACAAGGUUUUAGCAUUCUGUUUA
Molecule: messenger RNA, 1071 nt
Organism: Hibiscus syriacus
Lineage: Eukaryota; Viridiplantae; Streptophyta; Magnoliopsida; Malvales; Malvaceae
Exons: 3
Coding region: 1-636 (211 amino acids)
Biological process (GO): mitochondrial electron transport, succinate to ubiquinone; tricarboxylic acid cycle
Cellular component (GO): membrane
Molecular function (GO): succinate dehydrogenase activity; electron transfer activity
Source: RefSeq, a predicted model, not a curated record